Molecule: messenger RNA, 742 nt
Organism: Ichthyophthirius multifiliis
Lineage: Eukaryota; Ciliophora; Oligohymenophorea; Hymenostomatida
Exons: 6
Source: RefSeq, a predicted model, not a curated record
AUGGCAGAUUAAUAAAAAAAGCGUUAAUAAGCAGAAGAAGUAAAGAAGUUAUAUGACCCAGAUUUCUUUUACGAAUAUGGCGAUAAUCCCGCAUUUAAGAAAUUAAUUUAAUUUUAACAAGAAAAUUGUUAAGGAGGUGCUAAUACUGACUACAGAACAUAUGUAAUUGAUAAAUAUUAAAAAAUGUUAUAUGCAAGAAAUUGGGAUGAUUUCCUUUAAAGAGAUUUAAAAGCAUUUACUUUUCCCAGAUCUUUUGCUAUUUGGGUAGGAGCCUCAUUAGGAAUGGCAACUGCAUCCAGAUGGUGUAGAUAAAUGAUUCCUAUUGGAAGUCAUGGUAUUACAAAUUUAAAUUAAACAUAAUUUUAUCAUCUUUUUGGGCCAGUGGGAGCUUUAGGAGUCUUUGGAUUUGCUUUUGGAUGUGGUUAUUUAUAUUAUAAAACAACACUUUUUAUGGCAAAUAAAUUCUACCAUCAUGUAAUAUUACAAGAAAGAAUGUGGUAAUUUGAAGCAGAAAGACAAAACCCAGGUUAUGGAGAAUACUUCUUUAAUGAUGUACCAGUAGCUGCAGAAGAAAGUUUCCCCGAUUUAGCAAGAGGAGAAAUGGCAAAAACUAAAAGACCAACCCCUACACAAGAUUUUUGAAUAAAAUAAUAAUAUAAUAUUAUUAUUAUUUUUAUUUAAAUAAAUAAUAAUAUAAAAUAAAAUAUUUUUUAUUUUUUUAUUUUUUUCAUAAAAAAUAUAU